AUGGAGUCAAUUCCUUCCAUGAGCAACAGUUAUGCUGUUGUCGAGGAAGCGACCUCCAAAGCGGAACCGGAGAUUUCCGGGGCGGUUUCGUCAGAUAAUAGGAACGAUGAAGCGAGUGCUGGCCCUGGAGACUACUGGUUCCAGGUACUCAAUGGCCUCCUAGAUGAGGAGGACGACCAAGAAGAGGUGACGACUGGCGGUUCAGCGGGGGCAUCUAUGCCCAUGAAGCAGGAUAUCACGAACGUCACCGGCUUAUGGAUUGACAGGAGUCCGGCAAACGCCGGCUCGAACACAGCGACCUACACUCACCAGAAGCAAGAGCCGUUCAACGAAGGGCGAUUUGAUGCCGUUAUCACCCCUCCAGCUGUGCCUGGUUGCGAAAUGGAACAGCCAUGUACGAAAAAGAGGAAGAGAUGUCCUCUCACAGACGAACAACGAAUUGAACGAAAUUCCCGUGAACAAGCCAGAAGCGGUCGUUUGACCAACGUCUUUGCGGAGCUACGCGAGGUCCUCAUGUCGUCCGGAGUCGUCGUCACAAGAGGAACUAAGGAUACUGUACUGUCAGCUGCAAUUGAGUUGAUCAAGAAACUGGAGCAUAACCAGGGCCAAAUGGACAUGACGAAUAAGCACAUGGCUCGGAAAAUCGAGGAGGCGAAAGGAGCUCAAGCGAUUGCUGAAACAUCUUGUCAACAAUCAAUUGUGGAGCAAGGCAGGUCACCACAUACCGGUGCUGCCAGUUUGGUAACCGUCCACGAACACCCACAAAGUGUUCCAAGCAUCGGCUGUACGCUGCCGCCUGGUUCAACCAACCAUGACAUGUACACUAUGCUCUUCCAUUCCUCGGCUGCGGGCAUGGCUAUCGCCACACUAGGCGGGAACAUUAAAGACUGCAACCAAGUCUUUUGCUUUCUGGCCCAGACGUCACGCGAUCAUGUCCUCAAUACCACCGUCUUCAAUUGGGUUGCCAAAGAGGACCAACAUCGUGCCUAUCAAAGUCUGUUGACAAUGCUUGGCAACCUCUUUUCGUGCGAAUGA
Molecule: messenger RNA, 1035 nt
Organism: Seminavis robusta
Lineage: Eukaryota; Bacillariophyta; Bacillariophyceae; Naviculales; Naviculaceae
Source: the annotation of a GenBank genome assembly